Molecule: messenger RNA, 246 nt
Organism: Gloeophyllum trabeum ATCC 11539
Lineage: Eukaryota; Fungi; Basidiomycota; Agaricomycetes; Gloeophyllales; Gloeophyllaceae
Product: fungal hydrophobin
Exons: 2
Cellular component (GO): fungal-type cell wall
Molecular function (GO): structural constituent of cell wall
Source: RefSeq, a predicted model, not a curated record
GGUUCAUGCAACACCGGCCCCGUCCAGUGCUGCAACUCCGUCCAGAAAGCGGACGCCCCCGGCGUCGCGACCCUCUUGGGUCUCCUCGGCAUUGUCCUCCAGGACGUGAACGCUAAUGUCGGCAUCACUUGCUCGCCGAUCAGCGUCAUUGGCGGUGGUGAAGGCGCCUCCGCUCAGCCUGUCUGCUGCGAGGACAACUCGCACGGUGGUGUUGUCUCCAUCGGCUGCAUGCCCGUCAGCCUGUGA